AUGCCUCUCACCCCGCUGACGAGAACCGCGCUUUCAAAUUCGACACCCGCGACCCUCAACGACCGUUUCUCGAAAGCGGAGAAGGAGCGGCAGGUGAUGAAGACCGUCGAGGAGGAGAGUGAAGUGGCGACAAGCCCAGGGUCGGUGAAGGCGUUCUCCUUCGAGGUUUCCAAAAAUCCCGAUAUAUGGGGACGGGGUUUAGGUUGUUCGGACGGGGCGACGGUGGCGACGGUGCCGUCGGUGCCACCGCGGAGCGUACCGUAA
Messenger RNA from Punctularia strigosozonata HHB-11173 SS5, 264 nucleotides. RefSeq lists its product as uncharacterized. NCBI's taxonomy places the organism in Eukaryota, Fungi, Basidiomycota, Agaricomycetes, Corticiales, Punctulariaceae. Bases 1 to 264 code for a protein of 87 amino acids. The transcript is spliced from 2 exons. The record is from RefSeq and is a predicted model, not a curated record.